Camelus dromedarius (Arabian camel) is the source of this 1113-nucleotide messenger RNA. RefSeq names its product basic salivary proline-rich protein 2-like. The transcript is spliced from 3 exons. NCBI's taxonomy places the organism in Eukaryota, Metazoa, Chordata, Mammalia, Artiodactyla, Camelidae. The coding region runs from base 1 to 1113 and encodes 370 amino acids. The record is from RefSeq and is a predicted model, not a curated record.
AUGACGAGAAGUGUUGGGAACUGCGUGCACGACGGGGCUGGACCAAACGGAAAGAGUCCCACUCCGCGCGCCCCUCCCCCCGGCGGGGGCGCGGGCGGGGGAGGGGCGGCCGCGGCCCCUCUCAGAGCGGCCUGCGGGCCCCGGCCCGCGUGGGGUCCCGGGGCGCCCCGCGGCCACGGGCGGCGGGGGCGAGUGCGGGAGGGCCGGCCCCGGGGUGAGGGCAUCCCGAGGGGGGGUGGGGUGGUGAAAGAGCCCCGGCGACCAUCCCUGGGCCAAGGGAGAGCUCAAGGGGGCGGACGAAGCUCCGCGCCCCCCGCCCCCGCCGGCGGCCCCCUCCCCGGCCGCCCGCCGGGACAAUGUGACGCCCCCUCGCCGCCACCCCCGGCGCGCCGCCUCUGUCACCCGCUCCGGCAAGGGGGGGUGGGGAGGAGGGGGUGGGGGGAGGAACUGGAUCCUCCUCCUCCUCCAGGAGAGACACACACAGGCCCCGGGCCGGAGUGGUGGUGGGGAAUCAGAGCAGCAGGAGAGAAACUGUGGGAGACAAACAAGCCCAACUCUUCAUCCUCCUCCUCCUCUCAGCAGCAGCAGCGAGCACCACCAGCCCAUUCACCACCCGGCCCCGGGCCGCAGCACCUCCGCCGCCUCAGCCCGGGGAUCCCUCCGCCCAGGCCCAGACACACUCGCCCGCGCGGGAGCCCGCCGCGCGGCCCCGCCGGCCCGCCGCCGCCGCCGUGCGCGCUCCCGCCGCUCCCGAGAGCCGGGCGAGAGGGACUGGGGCUGGGAAAGCGGGGACGAGGGCGGGGGGAGAGGAGGCGCCGGGGUAGAGGGGCACGGCGAGGUGGGAGGGGGCCGCCGGGCGGAGUUGUACGGCGGCCUGCCCAGGCUCCCGCGCCUCCGCCCGCGGCUCCCGGGACGCACGGGCCCUCCCCGGGGGCGACGGGGCGGCGGCGGGGGGAGCGGCGGGGGCCCGCGGCGGCGCUCGGGCGGGCGGACUACUUGACGUGUCGGUGCGGCGAAUUUAUUUCACUUUGCCUAAGGAACGGGGUGUGCUGCGGCCCCCAUUGCCUAGGGAAAAAACCCGGAUGUAAAGUGAGUGAAACUAAACUAGAGUGA